Messenger RNA from Phragmites australis (common reed), 1020 nucleotides. RefSeq names its product mitochondrial intermembrane space import and assembly protein 40 homolog. Gene Ontology annotation, molecular function: protein-disulfide reductase activity. Gene Ontology annotation, cellular component: mitochondrial intermembrane space. Gene Ontology annotation, biological process: protein import into mitochondrial intermembrane space. Bases 140 to 586 code for a protein of 148 amino acids. Lineage: Eukaryota; Viridiplantae; Streptophyta; Magnoliopsida; Poales; Poaceae. The transcript is spliced from 4 exons. The record is from RefSeq and is a predicted model, not a curated record.
CCGUGCAGGUAUACGACGGAGGGACGAGCUAGCGUUUGGUCCACUAGCUCUGCCCACCCCCCCUCCCCCCCGGGGCGCCGCCGCCUCCAAACGAGACCCAAACUUACUCGCCGCGGCCUCCACGACGCCUCUCUGCUGCAUGGACCGAGACGAGCGCCGCGCUGCCCGUGGAGACGGGCCAUCGGUAGCGGCAGCCGGGCCGAUCCCUUCCGCUGCCCCGCCGUCCUCCUCCGGCAUUGAGGCUUUGGCCGCAGAAGCUAUGGCUUUUGAUGGAAAUAGGAGUGAGGAGUCAAUUGAUGUCAAGGUGCAGAAAGCUCUGGAGUGUCCAUGUUUAGAUGAUCUGAAAAAAAGCCCUUGUGGGAGCCAAUUUAUUUAUGCAUUUUCCUGCUAUCUCAAGAGCACCAAAGAAGAGAAGGGAUCAGACUGUGUCAACCCCUUCAUUGCCUUGCAGAACUGCAUCAAAGAAAACAAAGAGGCAUUCAUCAAAGAGAUUCUGGAAGAAGAAGAAAACGACGAGGAAGCAGAGAAGUCUAACAUCAAAGUUUUGCCUCCAGCAUGGUCCAGAGAACCUAAAUCAAAGAGAUGAGCUCCUUUGAAAUAAGACCGAUACUCUAAGCAAAGUAAUAUUCCAAUAGUCAUUUCCAAAAAAUAAAAAUAAAAUCACCACCAUGUUUCGGCGAAAGUUCUCCAGUUCGGUCCAUUUGAGGGAAAUCAGAGAAGCGAGUAAGCUCAGGUGAAGAAUGGUAUGAGAAGAAACAAGAGCAGAUUUGGCACAAAUAAACCACAGAUGCUGGUAUCGUAAUCAGGAACUGGCAAUCUUGUAUUAUUGUGUGGAUGAAUUGUAUCAUCUGAAGACCAGAUGAAAUGUUCCUCCUUGUGAUGAUCGACCUAUGAUUGGACAAGCGGAUUCCUUCCGUUGCGGUUACACUGACGAUACAUGUUGUUACAUGAACCGACCGUUGUUGUAUUAACGAUACAUUUUUUUGUUACAUGAACUGACGACCUUGUCUGCUUUGGCUG